Messenger RNA from Adineta steineri, 1052 nucleotides. The record is from the annotation of a GenBank genome assembly. Lineage: Eukaryota; Metazoa; Rotifera; Eurotatoria; Adinetida; Adinetidae.
AUGGAUAUGUCAUUAUCUCGUGAAUUCUGGCAUUCUCAACUUGAAAGAUACAACAUGGAAUGUUCAUUAUCAUUACCCUUUGAUCGACAACCUUCAUCAACUAAUCAACAACGAUCGGGUUUAGCAUCCAUAGCUGAAAUCAUUUUCGAUAACGAUAUAUGCACAUCAUUUCUAAACUAUGCAUCAUCACAUCAUCUCACACUUUUUCAACUUGGAUUAUCCACAUUUUAUGUUUUCCUAUUCAAACUAUCCCAUGGUGGGACUGAUUUAUGUAUUGGUUCUAUUAAUGCCAAUCGAUAUCGAAAUGAACUACAAAAUCUGAUUGGAAUGUUUGUUUCAACAUUGCCAUAUCGUUUAGAAAUCGAUUCUCAUUGGUCAUUUGACGAACUUGUUAAAUAUGUACGAGAGAAAUGCUUAUCAAUUCUUGAACAUUCUCAUUAUCCACUUCAACGUAUUCUUGAUGAUAAUGAAUUAAAUCAAUCAAAUGUAUCAUUUCUUGAGACAAUGUUUGAUUUUAUCACUGUGUCAAAAGAUAUGGGACAUUUAAGUUUGAAUGAUGCAAAUUUAGAGCGAAUAUCAUUAGAACAAUCAGUUGAAAUGUCUAAAUUUGACUUCUCAUUAACAUUUGUAUACAAUCCAUCAUCCCAUAACAAGAGAUUAUUAUGUAGUUUUGUUUGUUCACGUGAUUUGUUUGAAAAAUCAACUAUUUCAAAAAUAGCUCAAAGAUUUCAGUAUAUGUUUGAGCAACUGUUUCAAACACAAUCAAGCAACAUUCCUGCUAUAAAUGCGAGUUCAUCGAUUAACAAAGUGUGUCUUAUUCUUCCUGAGGAAGCUGAAGAAAUGGAUUUGGUCGUGUUUCAUCGAUUGGAGAAUAUUGUGAAUGAAGCACCAGCAUCAUUUGCACAAGCUCGUAUUUGGCUUGAUGAAAGAAUUCGAUUCGAUCCAGACAAGCCUCAAAUAGCAAUCUAUAAUAUGCCUUUUGUUUAUCGUCUGCAACCAGGUCAUACUUUAUCAAUUAAACAACUUCGUCAUGCACUUUAUCUCACUAUUAA